Messenger RNA from Pyrus x bretschneideri (Chinese white pear), 2107 nucleotides. Its product is annotated as FRIGIDA-like protein 2. NCBI's taxonomy places the organism in Eukaryota, Viridiplantae, Streptophyta, Magnoliopsida, Rosales, Rosaceae. The record is from RefSeq and is a predicted model, not a curated record. Bases 118 to 1851 code for a protein of 577 amino acids. The transcript is spliced from 3 exons.
UAAGUGUGGUCGUCCACAUUCCAUCCAUAUUUACAACAAAAAGGGUUUCUUACCGUUCUGCAUUGGGAAUUUUCCCAGGUGGGGGUUAUUGCAACUGAAUUUCGCUUUCACGAAGCAAUGGCGACGACGACUGCGGAAACAAUCUCAGCGGCCAUGGAACUGAUUAACACGAAGAAACAGAACCUAAAGAAGGCCUUCGACGAGCUCCAAUCCCACUCCGCCGUCCUCUCCUCCUUCAAUCUCUCUUGGUCCGACCUCGAUUCCCACUUCACCUCCAUCCAAAGCUCCCUCACCCAAAAGUUCCACCUCCUCCAAUCCCUCCAGUCACAGUCCUCCACAAACCCUUCUUCUCCUUCAUGUCAGAUACCAAAAGACCCCUCUCCUUCGUCGAAUUUACCGACCCAGGUAGCAAAAGACCCGUCUUUGCCGUCGCUCGGGUCGACCCAGAUGGCGGAAGACCCCAAAUCAUCGUUCCAGAUGCCAAAGGACCUGCCUUGUUCGUCAAUUUUGUCGACCCAGAUUGGAAAAGACCCUUCUUCCUCAUCAAACCCCUCGAGCCAGAACGUGGUUGAAACAGAUAUCAACUGUGAAGUGGAUGUCGUGCCUCCUCGGCCCGAAUUGGUGGCGUUCUGUGAGAGAAUGGAUGCAAUGGGGUUGAGGAAUUAUAUGAAUGAGUCGGUGAAUAACCGAAACACAAUUCGGGGUGAGCUCCUGGGGGCAAUUCGGUGUGCCAAGGACCCUGCUGGCAUGGUUCUGAAUGCAAUGGAGGGGUUCUAUUGCGUGAAUGGGAGAAAUAAGGGCGAUAAGGACCAACAAUUAUUUGGUGUGAGGAGGAGUGCUGUGCUGUUGUUGGAAGUGUUAAUGGGGAUUUCUCCGAAUGUAGGAUCGGAAGUGAGGGAGAGAGCCAAGAAGUUAGCAUUGGAGUGGAAAGGGAAGUUGAGUAUGGAUGGCGAAAACCCGUUCGAGGCGUUGGGAUUCUUGCAUUUGGUUGCAGCUUAUGGACUGCAGGCCGAAUUCAAGAUGGAUGAGCUUGUUGACCAUUUUGUUAUAGUUGCGCGGUAUAGGCAAGCUGUUGAGUUAUGCCGGAAAAUUGGUUUGGGGGAUAAGCUUGCAGAUCUGAUUCAGAAACUUGUGAGUAAGGGAAAACAUCUUUUGGCUGUCAAAUUCAUUUCUGAAUUUGGUCUGACCGAUAAGUUCCCACCAGUUCCCAUCUUAAAAUCCUACGUCAAAGAGUCUAAAAAGCUUGCUAAGAAAGUAUGCAAGGAUGGAAAUAACUCUCGCCAGUCAAUGAAUGAAGCCACAGCGAAAGAAUCCGGCGCUUUGAAAUCAGUAAUCAAGGUUAUUGAAGACCUCAAGCUCGAAUCUGAGUAUCCACCUAGUUUUCUUCAAAAGCGUCUGGAGCAGCUGGAGAAGGAGAAGGCAGACAGAAAACGCAAUGCUGUGGCUCCUGCUGCCAAGCCUCUGCAACUGCGGCAGCAACAGAAACAGCAGACAGCAAAGGAGCCGGCAAAGAAACCGAAGCAGCAGCUAUAUGGAAACAAGCGUCCUAGAAUGACUGCUCCAGAUGGAUCUGCAGCAGUCUCAAUUAAUGUUAAUGACGCAGGUUUGUUGCGAGCCUAUUCCUUGUCUGGCAUUGCUCCUGCUCCUCAAGCUGCCGCUUAUGCGGGUUCAUCAGCUGGGCUGUAUGGUUUUUCAGGAGGCCAGAUGGGUUUUCCUGGGCAUCCAGCCCCUACUAGUACCCACUUAUCCUUGUCUGAACUAUAUGUUCCGUCAGGUUAUUAUAACCGGCCAACUACCUAUGGUGGAUAUGGUCCACCCCCCGAAUAUCAUCCAUCUUACUAUCCUCAGUAGUGAUUGCUACUCUUUGUUGACGUAGUAUACUUUUGGAUGGUAUAUGACAAAUUUUUAGUUUUUUAUUUCCGCAAUGCUGGUGAUCAGAAAAGCAAGUCUGCUUCUUUGUUUACCAUGAUUGUAGCACAGCAAACAAACUUGAACAAGCUUCUUGCUGUCCAGAAGAUUGUCUUAUCCACUAAUUUUCUGGACAUUUGGGAAGUAAUCCGCUGAAAAGUAGUAUAACUUUGUUUUAAUAUCAUUUUUUUAGCACUCA